Molecule: messenger RNA, 5608 nt
Organism: Lontra canadensis (Northern American river otter)
Lineage: Eukaryota; Metazoa; Chordata; Mammalia; Carnivora; Mustelidae
Gene: COBL
Product: cordon-bleu WH2 repeat protein
Exons: 16
Coding region: 244-4296 (1350 amino acids)
Biological process (GO): actin filament network formation; actin filament polymerization
Cellular component (GO): dendritic growth cone; ruffle; terminal web
Molecular function (GO): actin monomer binding
Source: RefSeq, a predicted model, not a curated record
GCACCUUGCUCCCGGCGCCCCCGCCCCGCGCCGCGCCAGCCCCUCCCCGCGCGGCCCGCGCCCCCGCCCGCCCGCGACCGUUCCAGCCCCUUCCGUCCGCUCGCCCCGCCGCUGUCCUCCGCCGGCCCGCGUGGGAGGACGAUGGGUCAGCGCGGAAAAAGUGAAUGAGGGCGGCGGCGGCGGCAGCGAGUGCCUGACUCGGCCGGGCCCGGGCCCCGCGCGCGCCCCCCGCCCGCCGACUCCAUGGACGCACCGCGCGCCUCGGCGGCCAAGCCCCCUACCGGGAGGAAGAUGAAGGCUCGCGCCCCCCCUCCUCCUGGAAAGCCCACCACGGCGAAUGUGCACAGCGAACAGAAGCCUCCCCGGGACGUGUCCCCCAGCCCGCCGCAGAACCUGCUGCACGUGAAGGAGAACUUGAGGAACAGCAUGGUGGCGGUCACCGUGGUUCUGCCCAGCGGGCUGGAGAAGAAGAGUGUGGUCAGUGGCAGCCAUGCGAUGAUGGACCUACUGGUUGAGCUCUGUCUCCAGAACCACCUGAACCCAUCCCACCACGCCCUCGAGAUCCGGUCUUCCGAAACCCAACAGCCUUUGAGUUUUAAGCCAAAUACUUUAGUUGGGACCCUGAAUGUGCACACUGUAUUUCUCAAAGAGAAAGUUCCCGAAGAGAAGGUGAAGCCUGCUCCACCCAAGGUACCUGAGAAAUCUGUGCGCUUGGUAGUGAAUUACCUGCGAACCCAAAAGGCCGUUGUGCGUGUGAGCCCUGAAGUGCCACUCCAGAACAUUCUGCCCGUCAUCUGUGCGAAGUGUGAAGUCAGUCCAGAGCACGUGGUUCUCCUCAGGGACAAUAUUGCCGGGGAGGAGCUGGAACUUUCCAAGUCCCUCAACGAGCUGGGGAUAAAGGAGCUCUACGCAUGGGACAACAAACGAGUUCUUCUGACCAAAACUCAGUCGGAGCCCUCCCUGAGCUCUCAAGAAACUUUUAGAAAAUCCUCGCUUGGCCAUGAUGAGACAGAUAAAGAGAAGAAAAAAAUUCUGGGAUUUUUCAAGGUUAAUAAAAGAAGCAGUAGUAAGGCUGAGCAGAUCGGGCGGUCCGGGGUGGACAGUGAUGAGGACACCUCACAGUCCGCUUUGGGAAGGGGCUCAAACGGCUGCCUGACGACGCCCAACUCCCCAUCGGUGAACUCCCGCUCCGUCAAGUUGGGCCCAUCCCUGUCGCUCAGCAACAUCUCAGGGGUGUCUGUGAGGUCGGACCUGAAGAAGCGGCGGGCGCCCCCUCCCCCGACCCUGCCAGGCGCGGGGCCACCAGCGCAGGACAAAGUCUCGGAAAAGGUGUCUCUAGGGUCCCAGGUUGACCUGCAGAGAAAGAAGAGGCGGGCGCCAGCCCCCCCGACGUCGCAGCCCCCGACGCCGCAGCCCCCAACGCCACAGCCCCUGACACCGCCGAGCCCCCUGGUGCCCCCUCGCACGCAGGACAGGGAGGAGAACAGGAAGAGCGCCACGGGUGUUGGACGGCAGGUGCCACAAAAACCUCCCAGAGGCUCUGCUCGGGGGCCCCCCCAGCUAGUGCUCCCCCCACCCCCGCCCUACCCUCCUCCCGACACAGACAUGGCGGAGCCUCUCGGCUUUCCUGGGGAGAGUGCUGGUUCCGAGGCCUCGGACCUGAGACCCACACUGAGCCUGCCCCUGGGCCCCAGCAGUUCCUGCGGCACAGACAGGGUCCCGCCGGUGCUGUCUGAGGCCGAGGAGACAGUGUCUGUCAGCAGCUGUUUCGCAUCAGAAGACACAGCUGAGGACUCUGGAGUGGUGAGCUCCCCCUCAGACAUCAUCUCCCUGGACUCCCAACAUGACAGCUUGAAAUCCAAAGAUAAGUGGGCCACAGACCAGGAAGACGGCAGUGACCAGGACCUGGCUGGAACUCCAGAACCGGGUCCCCAAAAGAGCCCCACGUGGGAGAGGAACAGCUCUGGGAACUGGCAUCCAAGACCCGAAGCGACUAUAACCUCCAGUGGCGAAGAAGACCUGUUUCUCACUGGGCAGUUCCAGAAGACCCUCGAGGAGCUGGAUGAGGAGCUGGAAGAACUGGAAGGGAGCUCAGAAGCCAGCAGCAGCCUGCCGACAGGCUCUGUGAAUGGCCUGUCCCCUCCCUGUGUGCCAGAAGCCACUGUCCCCGAGUUCGAUGAGGACACAAUCCCAGUCACCUUCAUCGGGGAGGUUUUCGAUGACCCUGUAGAUUUGGGGAUGUUUUCCAAUAGAAACAACAACGCUGGUUCUUUUGACCUGGGGGGCACAGUGGGCCUGGAAGCCCCCCCACCACCACGUCAGGGGGAGCACAGCCAGCAACAGGGAAGGAAGGCAGAAGGGCCCAGCUCACCCGCUCCUCCCCACGACAUCGGGAAAGAAAGCAAACCCGCCCCAUCCAACCCCUCUGAGGCUGUGAAUCUGACUAAAAUGGAGCCCAAGGUGACUUCUGCUGCAGCGUUUCCCAUGCACAGCCCAGAUGCAGAACAGAGCAGCGAGGGGCCUGGCUCUGCCCUCGGUGGGAAGACGCAGGCCAGCAAGAAGGCAAGUGCCCAGCCAGUGAGGGACAGGGAAGGCGAGGGUAAGAGCUGUGGCUCGGCACCACCAUCGUGGUAUCAACGGGGCCAAAACCCAGGGGGAAGUUACGGGCUUAGAUACGGCCUCACGACGUAUAAAAUCGUUCCUCCGAAAUCAGAGAUGAGGUGUUACGACAGAGGGGUCUCGCUCUCAACGGGUGCCAUCAAGAUUGAUGAGCUCGGGAAUCUGGUGAGUCCCCAUGUGAACGGGGGCAGGACCACAGCCCUGUCACCGUCCACCCUUGACUCGGAAACCCAACCCAUUGGAAAGGUCAAAGAGUUCUGGAGGUCCAACUCCCUAGAGAAACACUCUGGCCAGCCCACGGAGGGCUCCGCCAAGAGGACCCCCACUGCCGCCACGCCAGCAAAGCCACAGCCUCAAGAAAGCCAACUCCCAGGCCCCAAAGUGACAUCGCCCCCGCAGCAGUCUGCCCAUCGAGAAGAGGGGAGACAUCCAGAGGAGGGCGAAAGCCGGCCACCCGUGCAAGCCCCUGGUCAUGGGAAAGUGCCAGCAGCGAACGCCACAGAAGUCCCAUUUCUCAAGCCUCAGAGAAGAACGUCCAGUCAGUACGUGGCCUCUGCCAUUGCCAAGAAGAUGGGGCCCCAGAAAGCCCCUGCUGACAUGGUGAGGAACCAUGGGCAUGCCAAGGAGACCUGGGAAGGCAGAGCACCAGAGCUGGACAGACCGCCUCCCGCGAGGAGAGAUGGCACGGCCCCCAGGCCAUACCCAGACACAUGCUCCCCUACCGAAAGUGAAGCCUCGGCAGUAGGAGCCCUGCCCAGAGCACAGGACAGCGGCCCUCCGGGAAAGCUGUGCACUCCAGACUAUCCUGCUGGUGUCCACAGAGGUCCCCACGUCCCGCCCGUCAGGAAUCACGUUUCUGUGACACAGAGCUGGAGCCUCAGGGGAAAGCUAAGCACCAGGAACCCUGGGACCAGCUCAGCUUCUGCCCCCAAGUACACACUGGACGGUCCAGAGCCCCCGCCUCCCCGCCCAGGAGACAAUCAGACCCUGAGCAGGACCCUGGUGAAUGGCUCCCGGUGGGUCCCCAUCCACGCCGAGCCUCCUUGCUCUCCGAGAGGGUCUGGCAUGAAUAACCACGCCCAACAGGAGCCCCCAGAGCACGAGGAAAAGCCCAGUUUGUUGUGCACAGAUGUGCCUGAGACGGACAGUACGUUGCCAUCCAGCAUCUUUGGGCCAAAGAAGAAAUUCCGACCCGUGGUCCAGAGGCCAGCCCCAAAAGACACGUCGCUGCACAGCGCUCUCAUGGAAGCCAUCCACUCGGCGGGAGGGAAGGACAGGCUUCGCAAGAUUGCAGAGCACACGUCCGAGGGAGGGCCCAGGAAGCCGUGCUCCACGGAGACAGCAGGCGAGCGCUCCGCGCUGCUGGCGGCCAUCCGAGGGCACCGCGGUGCCUGCAGCCUGCGGCAGGUGUCAUCCUUUGCCUCUGAGGAGCUGCGGAGCUUCCGGGAUGCAGAACCGUCCUCCGAGCCACCUGGACGGCGUGACCUUGGCCUUCAGCCCCCGCCCUCCCUGCCGCCCCCGCCCCCGCCCCCAUCGGCCACACAGGUUCCCUCCGUGUCCAGGACGGCAGCCAGCUCCAGCUCCAGAGACCCCGCUGAAGCCAGGCAGGCCCUGAUGGACGCCAUCCGCUCCGGCAUGGGGGCCGCAAGAUUGAGAAAGGUGCCCUUGCUCGUAUAAAUCAUUGAGAAGAUCAGAUCAUGGCAGAAACCCACCUGUGAGCCAUCCAUAGUCACUGCUCGAGGACGCCGCGUGGCAGAGGGCGUUGGGAUUUGGUGAACUUUCUUGUCUACAGGCCAAACUCACACAAUUGAUUUUCAGUCCUGCAAAAUGGUUCCCAGGGAGGGCGAGGUGCUGCUCAGCUGUGUGGCGUGUGUGCCAAGGAAACACGUUUGCCUCUGAAUAUUUCAAGUUGCCAACAAACUAUUCUUGUUGGCAGGUUAAUGGGGUUAUAAAUGCUGGAGCCCAGCGCUACCCUUAAUUAUGGUGACCUUAGACUGAUUCUGGAACUUUGAGAUUUUACCAAAUAGAGAUGGUAAAGACCACGUAGCUGUUUGAAAUCUUUUGAAUUCCUAGGAAAUAUGUUUAAACCAAUUGAAACAAUCUGAAUGUAAUACACUCUGUGAUGUUCUCGGUAGCAAGAAAGGAGCAGAAGAUGACUUCAUUGAGUAAAGAAAUCACUGGAUUUUUAAUCUCAUAAAUGUGGGGUUACAACCUCACAGAGGGUCUCAGACCAUCAUCCGACCAACUAAGCUUUUAAAAAAUCAGCAGUUAUCAUCCAGAAUAAAAUCACACUUGAUGUCUGAACAGGUGUUUCUGAUUCUCCAACGGUGGCAGUGACAGAGGUCAGAAAGGCAUUGGUGCAGAUGGUCCGUGCCCCACUUUGCAGGCGUCCCCAGCAGGCUGGGAAGUAGAAUGAGCGCCCCCCCCCCCAAACCCUGGGAGGGCUAUAUAUGGAGCCUGGUGACUGCCCUGAGAACCUUCUGAAAUCCUCCAUGGGACCAAGAGCAGGGACACUGGGUGUCUUGCAUGUCACCACGAUUGGAUCAAAACUGUGCUGGUAUUUCAUGGUUUGGGUUCAGUCUGAGCACCUUUGCCCAAUCGAUCAGUAGCACCCCUGUAUCAUGUGGGAGGCUUUUCUUAGCACCCAGAAUUCUGCCCUCAGUAUUUAUAAUGUUUAGACACAGCGCUAGUUUUUCACAUCUCUCUCUAAAGCCUUUUGUUAUGUUGAAAAGAGCUCUCUAAGAGAUGAAUAGAAAUCAAGAGGAGUUCAUGAAAUAAAAUCCCUAUCUUAAUGGAACAACAAAUAUAGUGAGAUCAUUUUAAUAUUUCACAACUGUUUCAGAUCAAGGUGUCCCGUAGAUUGGAAACUUUUGCUCCACAUUGUCUGAAGACAAUCGCUCACCUUCCCGGUGUGACAAGAGCAUCAGCCUGUCUCUCUUAAGCCACGCUGUCUCUCUGUGUCUUUUAGUGCCACAAAUAAAAAAAAAAA